Messenger RNA from Sorghum bicolor (sorghum), 1050 nucleotides. RefSeq lists its product as uncharacterized. The record is from RefSeq and is a predicted model, not a curated record. Bases 366 to 764 code for a protein of 132 amino acids. The transcript has 2 exons. Lineage: Eukaryota; Viridiplantae; Streptophyta; Magnoliopsida; Poales; Poaceae.
CCUGCUUGUUUAAGCAAGGUGGUUUCCUAGUUUUGUUUCUUGCUUAUUGAGCUGGUAAUAGCAGGCUAUCAGCAGUAUAUAGCACGGCUCCCUCUCUGACCUUACCAUUUCCCGAGAGCAGAGUACCCAUCCAGCAUCCACACCGGCCUCCCAGAGCCUCCCACGCUACGCUAUAAACAAUGCUCUGCAAGCUUAAGUGAUUAACAGUAUCCUAUAAACUACUCAUAAUCCCGCACAAUCACGGUCCUGCGAUCACAUGCCAUUGUCCAUUAUAGCUCUCGACUGAUAGCUAGCUAGCCUCCUCCUCCUUGCCUUGCGAGGGCAAGCACACAGCCAAGCGGGAGAGAGAGAGAGUACGUGAUCUGAUGGGGGACGACCAGCAGCUCGUUGCGGCGGCCCGCGUGGCCCCGCGGCGGCCGAUGAUGUUCCGGGUACCGCGGAGGCCGGUGGCGAGAGCGGCGGUCGGUGGAGGCGAAGCGUCGCCGCUGUUGCCGGCGGGGCCAACAAGGAAGAAGAAGAAGAAGAUGGCCGUGGCGAGGCUCGGGGGAAAAAGGAGGCUCUUUGGCGCGAUCCGGCGGCUCCGGAUGCGGUGGCUGGCCGUGCUUUACAGGCGCACGCUUCGGCGGCUGCGCGCCUACUACGCCACGGCGAUCAACGACCUCCUCGAGGGCGCCGCCGUCAUCAGCUCCCUCCGCGGGCCGACCGCCGGCACUGACUGCGCCUUCGGCACCGCGUUCGCGCCGGUGGUCACCGUCGGCAUCUGAUGAGCUCUCACGGCCGGCCGGCACGCAAAGUUGUCGAUUCAGCCCGUAUGGAGAAGAGAGAUCUUUAUCAGUCAGUUGCAGUGAGCUCGCCUAUAGAAGGAGCACUCUCGCGCCAAAACAGCACCGGAGUUGCAGUGCACCGUUCGUAUUGCUAAUUGUAAUUGGGCUGCUAGCCCACGAGCUAUACGAUUGCCUAAUUUUUCUGUACUUUACUGUCAAUGUAAUGUAAGUUUCAGUCCACUGGGCAACAAGCUAUGAAGCUAUACUAUUGCCCUCUCUCUCCUAA